Ambispora leptoticha is the source of this 2409-nucleotide messenger RNA. The record is from the annotation of a GenBank genome assembly. NCBI's taxonomy places the organism in Eukaryota, Fungi, Glomeromycota, Glomeromycetes, Archaeosporales, Ambisporaceae.
AUGUCAGAUUCAACUAAUAAAGGAAAAUCAAAACUCCCUGACAACGCAGCUCCCCCAUCAAAUUCAGAUCCAGAUCCAAAUGAUCCAGCAACCGCAAUAUUGCGCAAGAAACCGGCUCCUAAUAAACUUAUUGUUGAUGAUGCGACAAAUGAUGAUAAUUCGGUGAUGACAGUCUCGCCUGCCACCAUGGAACGAUUACAACUCUUCCGUGGUGAUACUGUACUGAUCAAAGGCAAAAAGAGACGAGAUACUGUAUUAAUUGCAUUAAGUGAUGAUAGUACUGAUGAUACUAAAGUUAAAAUUAAUAAAGUUGUGCGAAACAACCUUCGUGUUCGUCUUGGUGACGUUGUUUCAAUCCACUUAUGUUCUGAAAUCAAAAAUGGCAAUCGCAUUCAUGUUUUACCAAUUGAUGACACAAUUGAGGGUGUGACAGGCAACCUAUUCGAUGUAUACCUAAAACCAUACUUCUUGGAAGCAUACCGACCAGUAAGGAAAGGUGAUUUGUUUUUGGUUCGUGGUGGUAUGAGAGCCGUGGAAUUCAAAGUCUCACCUGAAACUGUAAUACAUUGUGAAGGUGACGCAAUUCGUCGUGAAGACGAAGAGGCGAACCUUAAUGAUGUUGGAUACGAUGAUAUUGGGGGUUGUCGGAAACAAAUGGCACAAAUCCGUGAACUUGUUGAACUUCCGCUACGACAUCCCCAACUUUUCAAAUCUAUUGGUAUAAAGCCACCACGUGGUAUUUUGAUGUAUGGCCCACCGGGCACAGGUAAAACUUUGAUGGCUCGUGCCGUUGCAAAUGAGACUGGCGCCUUUUUCUUCUUAAUAAAUGGACCCGAAAUUAUGUCAAAGAUGGCUGGCGAGUCAGAAAGCAAUCUAAGAAAAGCUUUUGAGGAAGCUGAGAAAAAUAGUCCCGCUAUUAUUUUCAUUGAUGAAAUUGAUGCUAUAGCACCUAAACGUGAAAAGACUAAUGGAGAAGUGGAACGACGUGUAGUAUCGCAACUUUUAACCUUAAUGGACGGAAUGAAAGCACGGUCCAAUGUAGUUGUGAUGGCAGCCACUAAUCGACCGAAUAGUAUCGAUCCUGCCCUUCGACGUUUCGGGCGGUUUGAUCGUGAAAUAGAUAUUGGUAUUCCUGACCCGACAGGUCGUUUGGAAAUUUUGCGAAUUCACACAAAGAAUAUGAAACUGGAUGAUGAUGUUGAUUUAGAACAGAUUGCCUCGGAAACUCACGGUUAUGUUGGUUCUGAUAUAGCCUCACUUUGCUCUGAAGCUGCCAUGCAACAAAUCCGUGAAAAGAUGGAUCUCAUUGACCUUGAAGACGAGACUAUUGAUGCAGAAGUACUAGACUCGUUAGCGGUGACUAUGGAAAAUUUCCGAUAUGCAUUGGGCAUAUCAAAUCCGUCAGCAUUACGUGAAACUGUAGUUGAAGUACCCACAGUCACGUGGAACGACGUAGGUGGUCUCGAAAAAGUAAAACAAGAAUUACAAGAAACAGUUCAAUAUCCGGUCGAGCACCCUGAAAAAUUCCUCAAAUUCGGUAUGUCACCGUCAAAAGGUGUCUUGUUUUAUGGCCCACCGGGAUGCGGUAAAACUUUAUUGGCUAAGGCUAUUGCAAACGAAUGUCAGGCAAAUUUCAUCUCUAUAAAGGGUCCUGAACUACUGACUAUGUGGUUUGGUGAAUCAGAAGCAAAUGUUCGUGACGUUUUUGACAAAGCACGAGCAGCCGCCCCUUGUGUAAUGUUCUUUGAUGAACUGGACUCGAUUGCCAAAGCUCGAGGUGCUUCAAUAGGUGAUGGUGGCGGUGCUGGUGACCGUGUGCUCAAUCAAAUUCUCACAGAAAUGGAUGGCAUGAACGCAAAAAAGAACGUGUUUGUAAUCGGUGCCACUAAUCGACCUGACCAAAUAGACCCCGCAUUACUUCGUCCUGGUCGUCUUGAUCAAUUAAUCUAUAUUCCACUCCCUGACGAACCAUCUCGUUUAUCAAUUCUAAAUGCCACUUUAAGAAAAUCACCAGUCUCGUCAGAUGUCGAUCUAACCUAUUUAGCAAAAUCGACGCACGGAUUUUCUGGCGCUGAUUUGACUGAAAUUUGUCAACGUGCUUGUAAGUUGGCUAUUCGAGAGAGUAUCGACAAAGAAGUACAGCGUGAACGUGCGCGUAAGGAAAAGCAAGAAGAAGCUGGUGCUGAAGCAAUUAUGGAUGAGGACGACGAAGAAGAUCCAUCUCGCGGAUUCGCAUCAAACUUCAAAUUCCCUGAAGGUGGAGUCGGUGGAUCUUCAUCACUUGACGCUGGAGUCGGUGGAUCUGCAUCAUUCGAUGGCGCAGCGGCCAGCGGUGGUGCAAGUGCAAUGGAUACGGGUAGUAAUAGUGGGUUUGGUCAAGAUCCUGGUGAUGAUGAUUUAUAUGCUUAA